UGAGCCUGUGCCGCCUGUUCCACGUGCAUGCAGCGGCCAUGGGGCUGGGAACACCCCGGCGCCAGCCCCAGUUGUUGCAGCAGCAGCAGCUCCCGGGGCCGCAGUUUCACCGCUCCGGACAGAACCGUCCCUUUGCCCGCUCGGCUCCCUGUGACCGAGCCCCGCCCCGUGGAGGAGGGACGCACACAGCCCGUGGCACCUGCUCGCGCCCAGAGCGAGCCGAGAGGGGCCGGGGCGCGGGGGCCGUUAGGGCGGAGUACCGCCACGGCCGCAGGAAUGCGGGCCGGCCCCGGGCCCCCGCCCCGCCCGCAGAGCAAACACGGCGGGGCCCGGCGGCACCGCGUGGUUCUGCGCCCGACGGGGGCCCCGUGCGGCGGCAGCUCCGGCCGGGUUCCGCUGCCCGUAGGCACCCCGACGGGGAGGGCCCGGCAGCGCGGCCCCGUUUCGCCGGGAGCGGCGGUGCGGGCGGCUGUCCCGUUCCCCCCGGCCAUGAAGGGGCGCGGGCGCGGGCGCGGCGCGGGCGUCGCGCGGCUGCAGCAGCGGCUCGGGGACGCCACGCAAGAGAACGCGCGGCUGCGGCUCAGCCUGCUGCGGUCCGAGGCCGGCGUGUCCCAGCUGCAGGCGGAGCUGGAGCGGCUGCGGGAGGACCUCUGUCGGCGGGCGCAGCGGCGCAGAAGAGAGCAGCAGGCGCUGCGGGAGCUGUCGGAGGAGCACCUGGCCUUCACGAGCUACGUCAGGAUGCUGCAGUCGACGAACGGAAUCCUACGGGAGAGCAACAGGAGCCUGCGCUCAGCCCUGCUGCUAGGCUCCUGGAGGGGCCCUGGAGCGGUUUGGGGGGACAGCUCCUUGUGCCCCUGUCUCCCCACCACGGGCCCCCGGCAGAGCUCAGCCUCCAGCGUGGACACAGCCUCACCCCAUGACGCCGGCAGCUGGAGCUCAGAGGAUGCAUGUUCUGCCAGCCCUGGUCAGGGCACCCAGGACCCCCAGGCAGGCGAAGUGGAGAGGUGCUGCCACCCUGCACAACACUGCUGCAAGAGGAAGCUCUCUGCCUUUGCACCGGAGGGGUCUGGCAUAGGAGAGCAGCCCACAGCCCCCAACCCCGUCUACCGGCUGAUGCUGGCAGGGGACAGCGGUGCAGGCAAGUCCAGCUUCCUGCUGCGCCUUUGCAGGAAUGAGUUCCGAGGUGACAUCUCCUCCACAUUAGGUACCGGGGCUGGGACAGGGGGGCUGGGAUACAGGGAGUGGGGCCUGACAGCUCCCCCGGGCAGGGGUGGACUUCCAGGUGAAGCAGCUGCUGGUGGAUGGGGAGCAAACCACGCUGCAGAUCUGGGACACUGCCGGGCAGGAGAGGCCCACGGCGUGCUGCUCCUCUACGACAUCAGCUCCCAGAGCAGCUUCCUCAGCGUCCGCCAGUGGAUCGAGGACAUCGAGGUAACGGGAGCGACCCAACAGCCCCUGCAGAGCAGGGCUCGAGCCUCGGGGCGUGCCCGGGGAGGAUCCCGGUGCAGCGCGGGCAAAACAAGAGGCAGCUGGAACGUGGGCGGAGCCCCGGGGCGGGCAGCUUUAGGUAGAACGGCAGAACCCCGAGCUGCCCCCGCUCCUACAGGGCGCCGGGACCGUGCUGCCGCUCAUGCUGGUGGGCAACAAGAGCGACCUGCGGGCCGGCCUGCCGGAGGCGGCGGGGGUCUGCACAGCCCAGGGACAGAGGCUGGCUAUGGUGAGCAGCUGCUUCUGGGGGCAGCCCCCGGAGGCCGAGCCCCCCCGACUCCAGCCGCUCUCCAUCCAGGCCCACAACUGCCUCUUCUGCGAGACCAGCGCCAAGGACGGCACGAACGUGGUGGAGGCCGUGCUGCAUCUUGCCCGAGCAGUGAAGAGGACGGCGGCCUCCGGCAGCGGCGCCCGCCUGGAUCUCAGCAUCCCUCCCCCGCGAACCGCCGCGGGCUGCUGCAGGGCCUGAUGCGGGAGGAGCUCCGCGGCCAUCGCCUUCCGCGUCACCCCCUCUCAUCCCCGCCGCGAUUCCAGGCCCUCACUACAGCCGCUGCCACCGUAUCCGCAGUGCUCCGCUGCCUUCAUUCCUCGGGGCUUCCAGAGCGACCCCUCCCGGCUCCGGCGUUCCCCUCGGGGCUUCCAGAGCCGGGGCCGCGGAGACCCCGCAGCGCCAAUUCCUCCCCCGACCCCGAUCUCUGUGUCUCACCCUGAGGACACUCUCCCGG
Molecule: messenger RNA, 2213 nt
Organism: Numida meleagris (helmeted guineafowl)
Lineage: Eukaryota; Metazoa; Chordata; Aves; Galliformes; Numididae
Product: ras and EF-hand domain-containing protein-like
Exons: 9
Coding region: 28-2199 (723 amino acids)
Molecular function (GO): GTPase activity; GTP binding
Source: RefSeq, a predicted model, not a curated record